AUGGUCAGUUUGCAAAAUUCAUAUCAAAUGCGUCUUUCCCUUUCCUCAUCAGAGGAAAUGUUGCUGAAUGCCAAGGGUGACUGGAACCAGGAACUGCGAUCCCCAACCUUUAAAGUAGAGCUGGAGACGGAACCAAAGCCUAUUGAUCUCAAGCGGUCGCACGCCUCAUUUCUCGAAAGCUUUGCCGCAGAACCACCUCCCAGUUCCCCUUCGAAGAGAUCUCGAUAUUGUUCUGAAUCUGUCGAUAAUUUUAUUACACAUUGGCUUGAAUCUACUUCGGACGCUGCAUCAGCAUCAGACCGGCGAACAUACUGUCGUUCGGGCAGCUUUCUCGAUCCCUCAAACGACGACUACAUACCGAGAAGACCUGCUAAAUCUAUAUCGAAUAUGCCAUAUACAGAAGAAGAUAUGGGUAGCUCCGUGCCUAAACGAGACAAUGAUGGAUUUAUACUUCCACCAACACCGAGUCUAUACUCCGGUUCCAAUCCGGCUGGCGCUAGAAAUUCUGUAUCCAUGUCAACACCAGCAUCAAUUCGCCGGUCCUUGGUCGAUGAUCCCUUCUACCGAGUCAAUAACUUGUGCACCAAUCAUAUCUUCUUGCAAAACAGUUACCCUAAACAGUUUCCAGAACACGUCAACAGUUUGGUUGACCAUUUACAAAGAGAUCGUGAUUCCCCUGGUCCAACAUCUCAACAAAUCGAGGAAGAUGAGGAUUUGCAGCAUUUGUGGGUGGCAACAAAUCAAUGUGUCGGAGCAUCCGCUUCAUGUGUCAACAUCGCCGAAAAACUUAACCAACAACUCAGGCAAUGUCAAAACGAGAACAUCACAUUGCUCGAUACUACAGCCUUCAGCAUCGCCAUGAGCGGAACUGAAGCUCGUCUCUAUGUUUCCUGGAAACACAAUGAACUCGAUUACUACGUACAAAAGCUCAACAGCUACUUACUCCAAAACCCUAAAGACUACAUCGAGUUUCGAAAACAUGUUUUGAACAUUAUUGACUGGGGUAAGGACAAACGAUUGAAAGAGAUCCAAAGAUCGUUGGAUUUUCUUCUGGAGGAGAAUAGGAAGAGUGUCUCGGGGCAGCUAAAAUGUCGUACACCGCCUCUAUCCUCAUCGGACCAUGGACCCAAACAGCAAAAAAGACGUUCAACUUCAUCUUCUGAAACUCGUAGCCGCCGAGGCUCAAGGGGGAAUGAGAGGAAGACGCACAUACAGGAACAAGAGGGUGUACUGGAAAGGAGUGCAGAACCACAAUCACGAUACUGGAUCUUAGAUCCGGCGUCCAAUCGCUACUAUCAUAUUAAAGAAGGGGGGGCUAUUAUUUGGGGGGACGAACGUAAGUAA
Sclerotinia sclerotiorum 1980 UF-70 is the source of this 1344-nucleotide messenger RNA. RefSeq lists its product as hypothetical. NCBI's taxonomy places the organism in Eukaryota, Fungi, Ascomycota, Leotiomycetes, Helotiales, Sclerotiniaceae. The record is from RefSeq and is a predicted model, not a curated record. The transcript has 3 exons. Bases 1 to 1344 code for a protein of 447 amino acids.